Blumeria graminis f. sp. triticale is the source of this 1692-nucleotide messenger RNA. NCBI's taxonomy places the organism in Eukaryota, Fungi, Ascomycota, Leotiomycetes, Helotiales, Erysiphaceae. The record is from the annotation of a GenBank genome assembly.
AUGCAGCCCUCAAGUGAUCUAGAGAAGACUGGAUUUCCUACAUGCAAUACUCAAGAACCCAAAUCAAGAUGUUCGACAGCAGAUCCGGAGAAAGAUGACCAGAAAAUAUCAUCUUACAACAUACGAACUAGUUUUUCUUCAAGUUCCUUAAAUAAUACCGCAUUAUCUCCUGAGCGCAUUCUACCGUUUGAUAUAGAGACCGAGAGAGAUGUAGGAUUUUCAUCAUUAAGUUGUAGCAAAACUGCAGUUUCUUUAGCAGCAGAUGUCUCUCGUCACCCAUCAUUCGAGGUAAAAUUCGAUGCUAAUGGAGAGAAGCCACAGCAUUGGCCACUUUGGUACCGAAUUCUUAUCAUUGCCGCCGUUAGUUUUGCGUCAUUUAUCGUGGUAAUUCAUGGUACAGCCUAUACGAGAAGUAUGCCAGGAAUGAUAGAAGAGUUUGAACUGAAAGAUCUGUCUUAUGCCACUCUAGGAAUGUCCUCAUAUUUACUUGGUAUAUCUGCUGGGAGCUUAGUAAUGGCUCCACUGAGUGAGGUAUAUGGCCGGAAGGUUGUCUAUAUCGGAAGUCUUUUUCUUUAUUCAGUUUUUAUAGUGCCAUGCGCUCUCGCCACAACCUAUCCCCAGAUUAUUGUUAUGAGAUUUUUGGGUGCCUUUGUCGGAUCAGUUACAAUCUCCAACACACCUGGUACAAUUUCUGAUAUAUUUGAUGAAAAGUACAGAGCUCUUGCAAUCAGUUCAUGGAGUCUUGCCCCUCUAAAUGGACCGGUAGUGGGGCCUUUAAUUGGAGGAUUUGUGGCCCAAUAUUUAGGUUGGAGAUGGAUCUACUGGCUGCUCUUUAUUAUGUCUGUCAUAAGUUGGUUUCUUCUGAUAUUCGUUAAAGAAACCUAUGUGCCUGUCUUGCUUCAGAGAAAAGCUGCGCGGAUUCGCAAAGAGACAGGGGAUGAUAGAUGGUGGUGCCAGUAUGACGAGAAGUUGAGUAUGAUUCAAGUACUAAAGGCUAGUAUUCCGCGACCUAUAAUACUAGCAUUCACAGAACCGAUUCUAUGGCUAUGGAAUGCUUAUAUGUCGAUAACCUACGCUAUACUCUAUCUUAGCUUUAUUGCUUAUCCAUUAAUAUUUGUUGAUCUUCGCGGUUGGUCACAAAGUCUCGCCGGAUUAGCUUUCUUGGGUACCGGCGUAGGAAAUUUGGUGGCAAUUUUAGGUGAACCUCUCUUUCGACGCAUUAUUAACUCGCAUCGGAAGGACCCAGAAACGGGACAAGUCCCGCUCGAGGCAUCUAUAAGUAUACUUUGCAUCGCAUCAAUCCUUUGUCCCCUUGGCCAGAUUUGGUUUUCUUGUACAGCACUGCCUAUCAGCAUUCAUUGGAUAUGGCCUAUUUUGGCAGGAAUUCCAUUCGGUGCCGGGAAUUGCUUGGCGAUGAUUUACAGCACAAACUAUAUCUCCAACAGCUAUGGUAUAUAUGCUGCCAGUGCAAUUGCAGGGAAUAUCGUCAUGAGAAACGUUCUGGGUGGUCUGUUACCGCUUUCUGCGGCUGCAAUGUAUGCCAAGCUCGGCCCUCAAUGGGCAGGUACACUGCUUGGUAUAUUGGAGGUAAUUCUCAUUCCUGUACCAUUUGUUUUUUACAAGUGGGGCCGGAAAAUACGGGAAAAAAGUUCGGUAAUUAGUCGCAUGCAACUAGACAUGCAGGGCAAGUAG